Messenger RNA from Acanthopagrus latus (yellowfin seabream), 3500 nucleotides. It is a transcript of the gene bcl6b, whose product is annotated as BCL6B transcription repressor. Gene Ontology annotation, cellular component: nucleus. The record is from RefSeq and is a predicted model, not a curated record. Lineage: Eukaryota; Metazoa; Chordata; Actinopteri; Spariformes; Sparidae. Gene Ontology annotation, molecular function: DNA-binding transcription factor activity, RNA polymerase II-specific; RNA polymerase II cis-regulatory region sequence-specific DNA binding; protein binding. Gene Ontology annotation, biological process: regulation of transcription by RNA polymerase II. The transcript is spliced from 12 exons. Bases 1096 to 2733 code for a protein of 545 amino acids.
UGCGGUUGAGCUUGUGCACCCACUUCAGACGGGGUGUGCUAACACUUUCAGCUUAGCAGCUUUUGCCUUAUAAAAGUGUGUAAAUGGCAUCUUUUUAAAUCAACUGGUCAUCUUGGGGCCUCCGGAGAUUUGGGUCAUGCCAGACGAGCUGUUUGGAGACAUUCAGUUUGAUUUUUAUAAGCUGUUUUUUUUUUUUUAUUUCAACUUGUUCUGCUUUACUUCUACGUUUCUUUUGUAGAUUUCUGCGAUACCAUUUCGCUGUGAAGCUCCAGAAGUGUUUUGCGAACUACGAAACACCCCCCAACACACACACACACACACACACACACACACACACACACACACACACACGUUUCAUCAGCAUGGCGAUGACUCGGUUUUCAUUUUUUGGGAGAGCUUUUCCUUUAAGCUCCUUUCCCUUAAGUGUGCGAGAGAGCAUGGCGAUUGAUAACAUCUCAGUAAUGAGGGCACAGUUUGUUUAUUCAACAAUAAGCCGGUUUCCUCUCAGAGAGUUUCCUCUGUCCUGGAGAGGGGUGAAGGGUAGGAAAGCGUUGGUGGGGGAAGCCUGGUGCUCUCCGGCUCACCCCUGGACAGCCAGGCACGUACCGCGUCUCCCCGAGGCUCCUCAUAUAUAUUUUUUUGAAGUGGCACAACAACACGCUACGCUUUCCUGCCAUUACUCCGCUCAGAGCUAUGGGGGUUUAGAAAAACUAAUAGGCCACUAAAAAUACUUGGAUCCCGGGGCCCGGGCCAGGGCUUUUCCUGCGCUGCUUCCAGUGUACGCGUGGGCCAUUGAGGAAAGAGGAAACGAGCAGCUCUGGUUGUAAGGGGGCUUCCUGCACGACAUUAUAAAGAGCUGCCUCCCUGCAGCCUCCCCUCACAGCGCUGAUCAGAGCCAGCGGAGGCUGUGGAUGAGGCCCUGCUCCACGUCUUUGGUUUGUAGAGCAGACGCUGAGCUCGGGGAUUUGACAUCAACGCGGGUCGCAACAGUUCUCGUCCCUGCUGGUCGGGGUACGAGUAGGGAGCUGGUCUCACCUAACAGAUGUGUCUGGGACACUCCAGUCUAUUUAUUCUAUCAAUUACACAUAGAUCCGGAUGAGCGUGAUGGAAGUAUUGGAGGGUUACAGGGUCGACAGAGGGCAGGAGAUGAGGGCCGCCGCCGCCGCCGCCGUCCCAGCUGAGGGAUACGUGAAGGAGUUCACGCGCCACUCCAACGACGUGCUGCUGAACCUGAACGAGCUGCGCCACCGCAACAUCCUGACCGACGCCACCCUGAUUGUCGGCAGCGUGCAACUGCGGGCGCACUGCGCUGUGCUCGUGGCCUGCAGUGGCUUCUUCUACUCGCUGUACUCCCACCGUGUGCUUCUUCAGGGGCGCGGUGGCAGCGGGGACCAGCUCAUGACCGUUACCCUCCCCGACACCCUGGACCCGGCCAGCAUCUCCCUGCUGCUCGACUUCAUGUACACCUCCCGCCUCCCCCUGACAGCGGGCAUCGUCCCCGGGGUGCUCACCGCCGCGACCUACCUGCAGAUGGACCACGUGGCCGACACCUGCAGGGACUUCAUGCAGCUGCACUGCAGGGAGAAUAUGAUUGCAAGGCACCCACAGCUGGAGCUGGACUCCAGGGUGUCUGUAGCCUCUGUAGCCCCCAGAGGAGGGGACCUGCCCAAUCCAGGACCCCAGCGAUUACUCCCAACAAGGGUCCCUGCGGAGGUCGGAGGCUCUCUCAAGCCAGGGGCUUUCCCGACCUGCCAGCCAGGGUCAAAGCUACUAAAAGGAGAGCCCGAGUCGCCCCUCGCGGCGAGCCCGACUCCGUCUCCAGACAGCCCCGCCCGCUCCAGCUGCCAGCCAAACUCUCCCGCAGAAUCCAACACCUGCAACAAAAACCUUGUGAGCGACGUCAAACCCACGCCGGACCCAAAGGCGUGCAACUGGAAAAAAUACAAGUACAUCAUCCUCAACCCUCUCUGUGCAGCCACCACGGUGAAGGAAGAAGAGGUGGAGGAGCCACAAAGCCACCCGUCGCCCACCGCAGACAGGGUGGGCUCGACACCCAAAGCGCCAGCAGAGGCGUGGUCUGGAGAAGUGCCUGGUCAGAUUGAUAGACAGGGGCAGGCCUCCUGCUACGAGGGUUCUGGCCGAGCCCCUCCCCUGGGGCCACCCCCCUCUCUGGAUCACCCAUCACUGCCUCCGCCUCACAAGGAGGGAACAGUCUCACCCUGCACCAAUUUCCCAGAAGCUGCACAUGCAAUCAAGCGUGAGAGCUACUAUGUGCCCUACUGUUACUCUGGUAACAUUCAAGGAACCAAGACCGCCUGUUCAGGUGACAAGCCGUACCGCUGCAACGUGUGCGGCGCCCAGUUCAACCGACCAGCCAACCUGAAGACUCACUCUCGCAUCCACUCCGGGGAGAAGCCUUACCGCUGCGACACCUGUGGCGCUCGGUUUGUCCAGGUUGCCCACCUCAGGGCCCACGUCCUGAUCCAUACGGGGGAGAAGCCGUACCCCUGCCACACCUGUGGCACCCGCUUCCGCCACCUGCAGACCCUGAAGAGCCACCUGCGCAUUCACACCGGAGAGAAGCCGUACACUUGCGAGAAGUGCGACCUCCACUUCCGCCACAAGAGUCAGCUGCGCCUUCACCUGCGCCAGAAACACGGCGCCGUCACCAACACCAAGAUCCGCUACAAGGUCCUGACCGAGCCCUACCAGCCUCUCCUGCAGGCCUGCUGAGGAGGCCCGACCUUCGACUCAUCGAUCGGAAAAUGUGAAAUUUGGUGAAUUUAACUUCAGCAAUUUUUAAAUUAUUAGCAAUUGGUGGCUUUUGAACACGAGGUGGUAAUUUAUUACUUUUGGCAAGUGACCAGAAAAAAAUGGAUUCCAUUUAGAGAAAAAGAAAUAGGCAUUCAGAGGCAUCUCUAAGAAUCAGCAUGUUGUUGGACGAGUUUUGAAGCUGUAAGUAUGGAUCCAUAAGGUUAAUUAGAAAUCCUGGGUGGCUUGGAUGGAGAUGGAGAUGAUGUAAAGAGAAGUGUUUUUGAAGGUCUGUGGAGGGGAUGGAGAGAAAGGAACGAGGCAUGGAAGGAAUUUUGGGAUGUUUUUACACUGAACGAUGAAGAGCAUGUGAACAGUUGAAUGAAAUGAAAGAAGAUGCAAGUUUUAACAAGGACGGGUUGUGAAUUUGAGCGUUUUUGGAGUAAUUUAAAUUCUAGCAUUUAUUUAGAAGCGCGUAAUCAGUGUUCAGUUACUGAAAAAUCUUCUUCUUAAAUGUGUAUUUAACUCAGAUUUAUCUUAAAAUUGAGGCCUGGGGCCUGUUUGUUAUAGUCCGAGCAGGCAGAGGACUUAGUUGACUUGUACUGAGCGUAAAGUAAAGAAAGAGUUUGAACAAGGUGACUGUAAGCCAUUGGGAAAUUGAUGAUAUUAAAUUUGUAUGUGUAUGAGUUCAUUUGCUGGACAAAGAUGGUUUUGUACAAGUUUAAUUAAAUCAAUUUAUAUCAAUUGGA